Messenger RNA from Dimorphilus gyrociliatus, 2544 nucleotides. The record is from the annotation of a GenBank genome assembly. NCBI's taxonomy places the organism in Eukaryota, Metazoa, Annelida, Polychaeta, Dinophilidae.
AUACUAGAGACAUCUGGUUAUUGGCUUUCGGUUGUCAAGCAUUCUUUGAUAAAUUUUUUUUGAGUGAUAUCUUUUAUAUUUUAUCACAUAGAAUUGUUUUCUUCAACAACCUUUCUAAAUAUGAGUCAGGGAAUAGUGAUAGCUCUAAAAAGUUUAAAUAUCACCAAUUACCAAAUAUAUGAAAAGACGGCAGCUCUUGUGGUUUUCAAUUAUAAGAAACUACUGAGCGAAAAAUCGAUUUUGCUUUAUGAUGCUGUCUCACCUGAGCUUUCAAAAGCUCAUACAGUUUUCAUACGUUGCAGAACAACAAUUCGGUUCCAAACCUCGUCGCAGAAUGGAAAACCGGUCAUACUCUGGGAUAAGCCUGAAGUAAACUCAGAAAAGAAAAAAUUUGGUUACAAGGCUAAAACUAAUCGAAUACCUCUGCGCUCAAAAAAAUUCGAAGAUGAUAAAGCUAAAUUAAAACCUCCAAGACCCAUCUCGAAGAGUAAUGGAUCCGAAAGAAAGACAACUAUCAAACAACAACAACAACAUCAACAACAACAACAACAAGUCAUGAAGGGUUCAGUGACCUUAUCUCAAAAACAGUUAGACGCUAUCCUGACAACGAUUGGAACGUUAACUGAAGAAAAUGCAAAACUACAAGUAGCCCUUGAAACUGAACCAGCUAGCAAGGAAGAAAAGUCAGCAGCUCUGCCGCUUCCUGAGUCAACAAUUCCACCUCCAUCAGUUGCUGAAACUACGAUAAAUAGUACUCAUACAAAAGAAUAUGAAGACGUGCAAACAAAAGGAAAUAUAAUCCAAAAUGAAACUCCAAAACCGCCUUUAGCAAUUCCGAAAGCUCAUAUGACUUUGGCGGAGAAAAAACGCUUAGAAUGGGAAAAGGAAAAAGAUCAAGCAAACUCUAAUUGGGAUCCCUGGGGAAGGCCAGGUUGCGGCGCAAAAAAUGCAACAGUUAAUACUAAUCCAAUAAGAAACAAUACCCCUCCUGCUUCCAGGACAGGUGCUGAACGCAUUCACGUUAAUCCGACCAGCGUACCUGGUCUUGAAUCUGCCUCACCCUCUGUCCCACAAUCUCGAUCGCAACCAAAUUUAAGUUCUAAUCGAGGUACUACUACUACUCCAAAUCAAGUUGCUCCAGCAGCAAUUAGGAGUUCGUUUGUUAUCGGUGGUGCUGCGCCAGAUGAAAGUCGUUUUGACAGAACUAAAGAGCAAGAAAAGAAACUAUGGCUAGAGGAACUAAAUAUGCAGAGAGAAGAGCAACGUCGAAAGAAAGAAAUGGAGAGAAAAUUAAAGAACAGUGAUGAACCAACGUGGGCAGAGCCGAGAAAAAGCGUGUCGAAUACAGAUCAAACUACAGGCUAUGUUCUCAAUUCGUAUACAAGCCCUCCUAGUAAUACAGAACACUCUUACCUAAGGGGAGCAAACGUUCACUUAGAUGAGGUCACUAAGCGGGAAAUGGAUGAAAAGAGAAGACGACACCUUGAGCAUCAGGAAGCCAUAAAAGCGCAAGUAGAGGAGAAAUUAAGGAAGAAACAAGAAGAGAAAGAUCGUCAAAUGAGAGAAGAAAUGGAAAUAGAGAAAAAGUUAGCAGAAGAGAGAGAUGCUUUGAAAAAGCAACAAGAAUCAGAGCAGAUGAAAGCACGGACGGCAGCCCAACAACAGGCGGAGCGUAUCAGACAAUUAGAAGAAGCUAUGAAAGACGCUGCUACAGCUGCAGAAAGAGAUAAACGCGAAAAGAGAUUAAAGAAAUUGCAGAGAUCUGGUCACGAUACUGCAAGAUUGAGUGAUGCCUAUGCAACUGAGAGGUCAGAUGAAAUCGAUUUUCCUAAAGAUAUUGAAGAACCGAAAGCUUUCGAUUUACCCCCUGCGACCAGUAGAUCAAGAGAAUUUGGUGUUCAAGCUAAUUUAAAUGUAGCUGAUAAUGAUAGCGAUGAUGUUCAAAUUGAAUAUAAGGCCCUACCUACUCCCCCCAUUAAAGUUGUUCCAAAGCCGAAAGAAAAUACAAAUGACAGAAGACGAGUUACUAAACAGAGUGAAAAAGCUCAAAGACCAACGCAACAAAGACCACCCCCAAGAAAUAAUCCUCGCAAUAAAACAAGAGACAAUCACCCAAAAAGGGAAUUGGUUAGUAAAAAACCGUCUCCUCCACAAGUUAGGUCAGUUAAACCUAAAUCUCCACCCGUUCCGUCCGUUCAUAAUCGAAAGAAGACACCGCCCGUUAUGGAUGCUCCAAACGAAUUUGUUCCAUUUAUUAGAUCAGUGAAUGUCCUCGAUCCUUCGGUUGCCGAAGACCCUUUACCAGUGUCAAGGGAACAAUCAAGCGUAGUAAGAGGUCGAAAAGCUUACAAAGAGGGUCAACAGCCGGCAAAAUACGGUACAGAAAUGUUGAACCGAGACGACCCAAUUUUUAAUCCAGGAUUAGUAAAAGAUAACCCCACAUUGAGACAAUCUCGUAUCUUACAGCAUCUAUCUGAUCUACGCAGAGGUCUAUUGUUAAAGCAAAGAGAAGCGGAAGUUGCUAUGCCUAGUGUUGAUAGUUAA